This is a messenger RNA of Pleurotus ostreatus (oyster mushroom), 939 nucleotides long. Its product is annotated as Ca(2+)-dependent cysteine protease. The record is from RefSeq and is a predicted model, not a curated record. Gene Ontology annotation, molecular function: cysteine-type endopeptidase activity. Gene Ontology annotation, biological process: proteolysis. The transcript is spliced from 11 exons. The coding region runs from base 1 to 939 and encodes 312 amino acids. NCBI's taxonomy places the organism in Eukaryota, Fungi, Basidiomycota, Agaricomycetes, Agaricales, Pleurotaceae.
AUGGACUCUGGCAGUCCACGAAAGCGCGCUCUUCUUAUCGGUAUUGAAUACAUUCGGUCCACAAACCCGGAGCUCGGGCGUCUUACAGGGCCUGCAGAAGAAACGGAGAAGCUAGCUUCGCUUCUACGAAGGCAGUAUGGUUACUAUCCAGAAGACAUAAUCACAUUGACAGAUAAAGACAAGAACUUCCUUCGACAGCCAACACGAGAGAAUAUACUCCGCGAGAUUGAUGAUCUAGUGGCGGACGUUGAGCCAGGCGAUCGGAUCCUAUUCCACUAUUCUGGCCACUGUGGACAAUAUCCUCGACUAGACGGUACUGAGGAAGACAACCUAGACGAAGCGAUAGAAGCACUAGAUGGCCCUAUUCUGGAUGAUAUAUUAAAAGAGCAUCUAGUUGAUCCGCUACCAGCUGGAUCCACACUUGUGGCCAUACUCGAUACAUGCCACUCUGAAACGCUGCUUGACCUUCCUCAUUAUCACUGCAACAGAGUUUACGUGCCGUUGAAACACACAGGCAGUAACUUGAAUGAGGAUGACUAUACGACCCCCAAUUGGAGACUACAGCGCCUGAAAGGAAUGAACGCCCCUCGCCGCAAGUUUCCUAUGAGGCCCGCAAAAUCAGCCUACAGCACUUAUACGAAUAUGAAGGCCAUGUCUUUGUCCAUACGAAUCCCGAGACGGACGAGUCUGGCGGUUCUACCUGACGAUGCGCAGUGUUCUUCCUCGGAUAGCGAAAUCACAGAGUCUCCGAUGCAGGAAGUCCAUCAUCAUUGCCCGCCCACCCCCGGGCUAAAUGAUCUGAAGCCUACCGUGAUUGCCAUCUCUGCGGCCAAAGAUUCCCAAUCAAGCUAUUUCUCAAUAACUACGGUAGGCUUUAAGCGUAUCGUGCUCGAGCGCCGAGAACUCCCUCUCGAGGACCUAAUCACUCAACUUAGGUAA